CUGUCAAACUGCUGUCACCUCCGGACAUAAAAAUGGUCUCGACGUAGUGCUGGGGCAGUCUGCUGGACUCGGCAUGGAAACAGCAGCCAUCAUGCAGGUGCAAACCAAGCACUACCCCAAGAACUGCCUGGUGACUGUCAUGGACCGGUACUCGGCCGUGGUGCGUAACAUGGAGCAGGUGGUGAUGAUCCCCAGCCUCCUGCGGGACAUGCAGUUUAAUGUGCACGGGCACCGGGCCCAGGAUGGGGCCCCUGAUCUCUACAACUACUUCACCAUGCUCAAGGCCAUCCGCAUGGAUGUGGACCACGGGCUGCUGCCCCGAGAGGAGUGGAGGUCCAAGGAGGCUGAGAAUGAAGCUGCAAAGACAGAGAAGGAUGAGGAGGAGAGGAUCUUGGGGCAGCUGGACCUGGAAGCCCAGUUCCACCUGCACUUUUCCAGCCUUCAUCACAUCCUCACCCACCUUACCCUGAAAGCUGAGGAGGUGACAAGGACAUACCAGGAGAUAACAGGAGAGGCCAAGUAGCCUCGGACUCUAGGGAAGAUCCCUUUAAGUGGCAGAGGGCAGACUCUGAUGAGGACACGGAACACUUCGCUAGCUCUGACGCAGACCAGAAAGGCCUGGACCUGCCGCUGGAAGCAAACAAAGGCGACUUGGCUCUCUGGGAUGCUUCUCUCACUCUGAGCACCAGCUUGUGGACUUGGCACCAGGUCACCUUUAGGAUGCCUGCUGUUAUUCACAGCUCCCCUCACCCUCUUAGCAGCUUGGGGUGGUGGCCAGUGCUUCAUGAGGGGCUAGGUAUUACCUGGCCAGUGUGGUAUGCCAGAAAGGACAUAGGUUUUAGCAUCUGACCCAACUGAAAUUCACAUCCUUUCUCUGGGCAUUUACCAUGUGAUCUUGGACGUUAAUUCAACUCACCGGAGCCUAAAUUUCCUCAUCUAUAAAAUGGGAUAGUAUUACCUCACAAGAUUGUUAUGGAAAUUAAAGAUGAUGAA
Lynx canadensis (Canada lynx) is the source of this 993-nucleotide messenger RNA. RefSeq names its product thyroid hormone responsive (gene THRSP). Gene Ontology annotation, cellular component: cytosol. Gene Ontology annotation, biological process: regulation of lipid biosynthetic process. The coding region runs from base 74 to 523 and encodes 149 amino acids. Lineage: Eukaryota; Metazoa; Chordata; Mammalia; Carnivora; Felidae. The record is from RefSeq and is a predicted model, not a curated record. The transcript is spliced from 2 exons.